AUGUCCGAAUUUGAUGCUCUCGUCAAGUUCGCUUGCGAAGAAAAUGGUAGAGUGUACUUCGCUACCAUCUCUACCGACCAAGAUGGCAAGGCACGAAUUCCAAAACCCGGAAGUAAGGUAGAUGGCUACGCUUCCAUCGGCGACUUGCGAGAAGGACGCGAUGCAACAACUGUCACCAUCAAGAAUCUACUCGGGCCACUGCCCUCCAUUGACGUGCCAAUCUACUGCGUUGGCCUGAACUAUCGUUCACACGCCAAAGAAGCAAAUCUUCCGUUGCCAAAGUAUCCUCCUCUCUGGACCAAGCCGGCAUCUUCUCUUGCCGAUCCAGGGGAGUCAAUUCCCAUCAACAAAUUCUGUGCCCUCAGCCUAUUCGACUUCGAGGGAGAGCUCGUGUUUGUCACCUCCAAAGCAUGCAAGGAUGUGACGCCGGAGGAGGCGGAGUCGUAUAUCUUGGGUUACACUUCUGGAAAUGACCUGUCUUGCCGAUAUUUCCAGCUGCCGAACAACUCGGGCGGGCAAUUCUUCUACGCCAAAGCCUUCGACAGGUUCGCUCCCAUGGGACCUGCCUUGAUAAGCGCCGACCACUUUCGUGCAACUGGGGCGGGACGACGUCUCAUCACGAGAGUCAAUGGCAAGAUAGUGCAAGACGUUGAGAUUGCAAAAGACAUGCUUUUCACCCCAGCCCAGAUCCUCAGUCAUAUGAGCCAAGGCACAACGAUACCGGCUGGUACGGCUGUCAUGACAGGCACGCCUGCCGGAGUGGGUGCUUUCCAGAGCCCCAAAUCUUUCCUGAACGAUGGAGAUGUGAUUGAAGUGGAAAUCGACCAGCUCGAGACUCUUCGGAACGUGGUUAGGUUCGAGAAGUAA
Molecule: messenger RNA, 867 nt
Organism: Zasmidium cellare ATCC 36951
Lineage: Eukaryota; Fungi; Ascomycota; Dothideomycetes; Mycosphaerellales; Mycosphaerellaceae
Exons: 4
Coding region: 1-867 (288 amino acids)
Molecular function (GO): acetylpyruvate hydrolase activity
Source: RefSeq, a predicted model, not a curated record